AUGACCACUGGUCAAAACGAUUUCUAUUAUUCCAACAAGUACGAAGACGACGAAUACGAGUACAGGCAUGUCCAUGUUACUAAAGAGGUCGCCAAGCUCAUACCGAAAAAUCGUCUCAUGUCUGAAACAAGAUGGCGAAGUCUUGGAAUUCAGCAGUCACCAGGAUGGGUCCACUAUAUGAUCCAUGGCCCGGAGCGGCAUGUUCUUCUGUUCCGCCGUCCGCUACCGAAUAAGAACAAUGUCGCCGGUAAUUAUUACGUCACCAUCAAGCACAGCUUGUAA
Molecule: messenger RNA, 282 nt
Organism: Cooperia oncophora
Lineage: Eukaryota; Metazoa; Nematoda; Chromadorea; Rhabditida; Trichostrongylidae
Source: the annotation of a GenBank genome assembly